UCACAUCGUGGCCGACAGCCGCCUUGUCAUAACGCCGGGCAAGAAGGAGAGCACCGCUAUGCAUCCAUAAACAGAAAGAGACGAUUGCGUGGCCCCCAGCUGCUGAUGCCGUCAGUGUGUUUGUGCAGGGAGGGGGGUUCUAAUCAAUGACGGCGUGCUGCCCGGCCCCUCAGCUCACCCCUUCCCCCACCACGACGGUCGGCCCGCCCCGCCGUCCCCGUCUCCCUCUCCUCGCGUGGUGCCUGUGGCUGCUCCUGCUCAGUCACCUCCCCCUCUCCUCCCCUGAGCCGCCUCCUGUAGAGGCGCUUCCACACCGGCUCGCGCCUGUCUUGGGCCGCGGUGAUCCUCCUUGUGCCGGCGCAGACCCACGGCCGCACGUGGGCCGCCGGCGUCUCGACUGCCGACUCCUUCUGGGCGGCACGGAGGGCGUACAGCCGCUCGUGCACCGGCUCCUCCCUCUGGAUGCGGCUGGCUCUGCGGGUCAGGUGUGGCCUGAAUGUGCAGCCGGCUGGUGGUGGGGCGAGGGAGGGCUUGGGUGGUGGCUGGGAAGCCUCGUCGGACGGGGGGAGGGUGCUGGCUGUCGUGGGCUGCUGCUGCAGUGGGGCUCUCGUUGCACCCGCGGCCGUCUGCUGCUCCUGCUGGUCGUCCUCCCUCUCCGCCUGCCGUGCCGCCUUGAGCAGCUGCUGCGCUGUCGGCCUCUCCCCUCUUGGCUUGGUGAUGGCGGCGGUGAGGAGGGCCGACCCCGUGUCGACUCUUGGCCUGGCCCCCUUGACCAUCCCCCCCUCCCACCUGCCCCUCCACUCCCUCUCCUCCCUCUUGAUCAGCUCAGCGUGGGUGGGGAUGGCCGCCUUCUGGGUGGGCGGGCGAGAGACCUGCGGGGGCCUUCUGCGGUCGGCUUGGCGUCGCCCUGUCUGUUGUCCAGGAGGUCGCGGGGCCCCUGGCGCUGUCUGCUGCUGUCCUCCUCUUCCACCAGCCCUGAUCUCCUCUCGUCGGUCCUGCUGGGGCCUUUUUGCCAUCCGUCGGCACGGCUGCUGCUGCCGGUCCGUUGGGCAGGGGGGGCGGGAGCCGCCCUGCUGGGUGAGGGAGGCCUGGCGACUGAGGGGGCUGGUGGUGAGCGUGGCGGACUCAGAAACACCACCUGAUCGACAAAAUAUACACACACACACACGUGAUGGGGUUGUACGUGGGUGGUGCGCGUGGGUUCGUACAGUGCAGCUGUAGGGGCGGCGGGGGGGCCCUGGGCGUCGCCAUGGGUGGCGUUGCGGCGUCGAUGACCGACUGCACCAGUGCCCGGGCGCGCUUGAAGCCCGCCGCCAGGUCCUCCAGGGAGGCACGGUCUUCGUGCCGCCACUGAAGUCCCUUGGCAGCGGUCUCGCCGAUGAUGCCCAUCCACUCGUCCACCCACUCCAGGCCCGGCAGCUCCUUCAGCCGCUCCAGGGGACAGGUCAGUCUGUGGCUACCCAGGGGGCGGCCGUCAGGCGUCAUGAAAGGGUGCCAGGAGUGCCGCCACUUCAUCACCACCAACAUGUUACUCCUCGUGAUGUCUUUGCUGGUGGGCUCCUCACUGACCCAGCAUCCCAUGUUCCUCUGCAUGGUCUCCGUGUUGAGGACGCUGAGGGCGAACAU
Vitrella brassicaformis is the source of this 1626-nucleotide messenger RNA. The record is from the annotation of a GenBank genome assembly. Lineage: Eukaryota; Vitrellaceae.